AUGACUCCCAUAACUGGAACUGUUGUUAAUUUUCCUAUCAAUCCCAUAACUAAACAUUUUCGAAUAACUCGCCAAGUGGCCAGUGCAGGACCGGAAAUGGUUUGGAAAAUUUUCGAUGCCGUGAGGACGGACACAAAUGAACUUUGUUCCGUCUUUCUUUUUGAAAAAUAUAUCGCCGACAAACUGCACAAGCCAAGAAGACGAGAAAUUGUGACAAACAUGCUGAAAAGAGAGGUGAACUUACUGACGCAACUAAACCAUCCAAAUCUGCUCCAUGUUGUUUACCCAGUAGUGGAAACUAGCGAAAAUAUUGCUUUCGCAUCGGAGCACGUGAUGCUCAGUUUAGCUAAUUAUUUUGGAAAUCACACCAGGAUGCCGCAGCCACUUCCCGAGGAUGUACAAAAUUUCCAACUGGACGAACUUGAUCGUAAAAUGGGCCUAUACCAGUUGACAGAUGCUCUGCGGUUUCUGCACAGUGGUCAAUCCCUAUUCCACAACAAUGUAUGUCCAAGUGCUAUUCUUCUCACUUUGCGUAAACAAUGGCGCCUGUCCUCGUUGGCGUUUGUGGAAGCUUGUCAAGACGACAAUAGCUUGAGGAGUAAUGGCAAAAUCAGCAUGGAGAAAACCAUCAGAACGCAUGGA
Messenger RNA from Dicrocoelium dendriticum, 642 nucleotides. Lineage: Eukaryota; Metazoa; Platyhelminthes; Trematoda; Plagiorchiida; Dicrocoeliidae. The record is from the annotation of a GenBank genome assembly.